CAAAAAUAGGACUCAUCCCAGGUCUCUCUCUCUCUCUCUCUCUCGUCCCACCGGGUAAACGUACACCGCUGCUGCCGGUAAUUUCCCCUUGUAAUCUUCAUUGCCCUCUUCUUCUUCUUCUUCUUCUUCAAAAUAAUUAUUUUCGUACCGGCAAUUCACUUUUCCCAUCCCCGCGCUCUCUCUCUAUCUCUCUCUCUGUCUCUGGCUAGAUCCGUAACCGAAGCCAAGAGGAAAUCUAAAGGGAAAACUCGUUCCCGUUUCUGUUACACCCGAAACCAGCAAUUCAUCAUUGGCUUUACAGACAAAACCCAUUGUUUUUUGUUCGAUAAAAAGGACAAAAAAAGUGACUUAUUUUUUUUUUGGUUUCUUUUGUAUCUUUCUUUCUGUGGUGGGUCUGUCUGUCUGCGGGUUUGAAACUGUUUGUUGUGGGAUUCCAUGUGUGUAUAUAUGGGGGAGGGAGGAAUGAGAAAGGAUAGGAGGGUUAAUAAGAUGAAGGGAAGGGUAUCGAGGAUAGGGAGUUAUGCCAUAGCGUCUUCCAUUAGGGAUCAUCAUCAACAGCCUUGCAUUACUUGCACCACCUUCAACAUCCUUGCUCCAAUCUACAAGCGCAUCAACCUUGAGGAUCCGAGUUGCCGUGAAAGUGAUUAUAGAGCGUAUUGGCUGUCCAGGAAUCAUAGGAUAUUGGAUUUGUUGCUAUAUGAGAGAUCUUCCAUCAUUUGUCUUCAGGAGUUCUGGAUUGGAAACGAAGAACUUGUUAAUUUGUAUGAAAAGAGACUUGGCGAUGCCGGAUAUGUUCAUUUCAAGCUUGGACGGACCAACAACCGUGGUGAUGGCCUGCUGACUGCAGUGCGCAAGGACUACUUUAAAGUUCUUAACUAUCGAGAGUUGCUUUUCAAUGACUGUGGAGACCGUGUGGCUCAGUUGUUGCAUGUUGAACUAGCUGCCCCAUUUUCGCAAUUCCGGAACAAUGACAUCCGGCAAGGAAUUCUCAUUGUGAAUACACACUUGUUAUUUCCUCAUGAUUCAACUCUCUGUCUUGUAAGGUUGCAUCAGGUCUACAAAAUCCUGCACCUUGUGGAAUCUUAUCUGAAAGAAAAAGAACUUAAACCUAUGCCCAUUGUACUCUGUGGUGACUGGAAUGGAAGUAAAAGUGGACAUGUUUACAAGUUCCUUCGAUCCCAAGGAUUUAUGUCAUCAUAUGAUACCGCUCAUCAGUACACGGAUGCUGAUGCACACAAGUGGGUUAGCCACCGAAAUCAUCGGGGAAACAUAUGUGGUGUUGAUUUCAUAUGGCUUCUUAAUCCUAAUAGAUAUCGAAGACUACUAAAAGCAAGUUGGAGUGAAGCAGUAUUUGGCAUGUUCAAGUAUCUCCUACGAAGGGCAUCACUGACUGAGAAUGAUGCAUUUGCCUUUCUGAAGGCUGACAACCAUGGCGACUACAUUACCUUCUCAGGUUUCUGUGAAGCACUUCGACAGCUUAAUUUAACUGGCCAUUGCAAUGGACUUAGCGUUGAAGAGACAAAGGAACUUUGGGUUCAAGCAGACAUUGAUGGAAAUGGUGUUGUUGAUUAUACGGAAUUUCAGCAGCAGCGAAUUUGGAAUCCUGCCGGGUCAGAUCAAAGGGAUGAAAAUAACAAUGAGGUCCGAGAUGGUGAUAGAAAGGGUAUUCAGGAGCAAACCAUUGGCUUUAGUAUAAAAAAUGCAGUUCUCUUCCCUCCUGAAGUAGAGAAAGGAAGGUGGCCUGAAGACUACUCUCUUUCUGAUCAUGCACGACUUACCGUGGUAUUCUCACCGAUAAGAAUGCCAUGCUUUUAGUCAGUAUCCUGACCAACCUCCAGUGUGACAGAACUUAGAUGCAAGACUUGUCCACAAAGAACCCAAAAAAGGAUGGGGAAAAGCUUGGGAUGACAAACUAAUGGAUCUGAAACCGAUGCAAAAACAACCAUCGGAAUUGUUGUGAGAGAGGUCCUUAACUUAUUUGAUGGAGCCAUGAUAGAUGAUUGGAAACUUGUAGUCUCUCAUGCUGUUCAAGUUUCGGUACGUGGCAAACCUAUCAGAUUCAGGCACUUUGAGGACCCUCAACUUUGCUGAUAAAGUGGGACUAGGAUUCUGCAAUGCUCGGUUCUGUUCUGCCUUCCGCUCUAUUUACCCCAUGAUUAGGACCAAGAAGAAACCAAAAAUAAGAGAAAGAAGGUCGAGAUUUGUGUACUUGUGGAUAUAUGUAGACUGUAGGAGCACUCACCUUUUUGUAGUUCCGGUGAGAUGCAUCAUUUUGCAACCUCUUGUAGUUGGGCUGCAUUCAAUCAAAGUAUACAGAACUGAACUACCUUGUAAUAUACUCUGCUCAGCCGCAACACGGUUGAUACACCAAAUAGAAGGAUUACAGAUUGAACUUGUACAGAGUAUGACAGAGGGCUUUAAUGUUAUUUUCAA
This is a messenger RNA of Juglans regia (Persian walnut), 2433 nucleotides long. RefSeq lists its product as uncharacterized. NCBI's taxonomy places the organism in Eukaryota, Viridiplantae, Streptophyta, Magnoliopsida, Fagales, Juglandaceae. The transcript is spliced from 10 exons. Bases 436 to 1815 code for a protein of 459 amino acids. Gene Ontology annotation, molecular function: 3'-5'-RNA exonuclease activity; calcium ion binding. The record is from RefSeq and is a predicted model, not a curated record.